Molecule: messenger RNA, 306 nt
Organism: Cygnus atratus (black swan)
Lineage: Eukaryota; Metazoa; Chordata; Aves; Anseriformes; Anatidae
Gene: GLRX
Product: glutaredoxin
Exons: 2
Coding region: 1-306 (101 amino acids)
Source: RefSeq, a predicted model, not a curated record
AUGGUUGAUGCCUUUGUGAAGAGCAAAAUCCGAGAUGACAAAGUCACCCUUUUCAUAAAGGGAUCCUGCCCUUACUGCAGGAAUGCAGUGGCAUUGCUCCAGAAAUUUAACUUUCUGCCAGGACACCUGGAGGUGGUGGACAUCACCGGGAUGGACGACAUGCAGGACUACUUCCAGCAAACGACAGGGCAGCGAACCGUCCCUCGUGUGUUUAUUGGGAGAACCUGCAUUGGAGGAUUUUCUGAUCUGCAGAAUUUGUAUCAGGAGCUCCCCGGUACGCUACAGAAGAUUGGUGCCCUGCAGUAG